AUGAAAAUUCUCAUCCUUACACUUUGUGUGCUAAGCUUUGUCUUGGCAGCAAGGGAUGCUGAUUUGUUGGGUGCUCCACUUCCAGGAUGUACUAAUGACAAUUUCAGACAAUACUCUGGAUAUCUUGAUGUGACUGAAGAUAAGAAAUUCCACUAUGUCUUUGUUGAAAGUCAGAACGACCCAGCCAAUGAUCCACUUUUGUUCUGGUUCAAUGGAGGUCCAGGCUGCUCAAGUAUGAUCGGCUUUAUACAAGAGCAUGGACCAUGUGCCUUCUUGGAAGACUCAGAUCACGAGCCUCAAGAUAACCCAUACUCAUGGAACAACUGGGCUAAUAUAGUCUAUUUAGAAUCCCCUGCCGGAGUUGGAUACAAUUUCUACAAUGGGCAUUAUGAAUAUGAUGAUGACAAUGUUUCUUAUGAAAACCUUAAGGCUGUUCAAUCUUUCUUCGAAGGAUUCCCAGAGUAUAGUAACCAUAACUUGUAUCUCUCAGGAGAAUCCUAUGGUGGAAUUUACAUCCCAUACCUAGCACUCAGAAUUGACGAGCACAACGCUAACUCUAACGACCAUAUCAACUUGAAGGGAUUCCUUAUUGGUAAUGGAGUUACAAACUGGAAGUACGAUUGAGGACCUGCCUUCAUGAAAAUGGGAUUAACUCAUGGUCUUAUUAAUAUCGAUCUUGCCAAUAGAAUUGAAAACUCUGGAUGUGACUUCGCUGAACAAGGUUCUGGAAAGCAACCAGAUGAGUGUUAUUCACUCAUGAGAGAGUUCGAUGAUGCUGUCUCCCAUGUCUACCCAUACGAUAUCUACAGACCCCCAGAGGAGUACUAUCAAACUCCUGCUCCACAGAAGAGUAUUUCAGAUCUGAUCAGGAUGGAAUCUGACUCUCAAGUUGAGAAUGUUUAUGGAGGAUUCUCAAGAUUGGUCAAGAAAAACAUGAAAAAGAACUCUAAUGACUUCUCUCCAGUUAACAAGUACAUGAACGCUGACGAUACUAAGGCUGCUUUGAACAUCCCAGCGAACUACUUCUGGGAGGAAUGCUCAAAUAUCGAUUAUGAAAUGCUCGAUGAAGCCUCUCAAUGGAUCUAUCCUAAACUCAAGGGAAAAUAUAGAAUGCUUCACUAUAGUGGAACUACUGAUGGAGUUGUCCCAACUGUAGGAACUGAGGGAUGGAUGAAGGAUCUAGGAUGGAAAGUCACCACUAAAAGGAAAGCAUGGCUCUCAGAGCCUCUCAUUUUGGGAGGAUAUACUGAAUCCAGAGAAGGAAAUCUUGACUUCCUUACUAUUCAUGGAACUGGACAUAUGGCUCCACAAUGGAAGAGACAUGAAGCAUAUCUUGCACUAUCCAGUUGGGUUCUUGAAAAAGAUCUCCCAAGGUCAUAA
Messenger RNA from Moneuplotes crassus, 1380 nucleotides. NCBI's taxonomy places the organism in Eukaryota, Ciliophora, Spirotrichea, Euplotida, Euplotidae. The record is from the annotation of a GenBank genome assembly.